GAAGUACAUUUGAUUCACGUGUUGAUCAAAGUGUUAGACCAAUUGGUAUUAUAAACACUGAAUUUAUUUGGCCCAGAAUCUUAGAGCACACAAAAUAUCGUUCGAAGCUUUUUUAUGAUGAUAGUAAUUUUGCUUACCACCGAAGAAACAAGGAUUCAGCAGAUGCCAUUAGGCACCUCGAUCGUAAAAAGAAUUUAGUCAAAGUGAUUCGUUUUCUCAAUAACUUACUGUUGUAG
This is a messenger RNA of Thelazia callipaeda (thelaziosis nematode), 236 nucleotides long. The record is from the annotation of a GenBank genome assembly. Lineage: Eukaryota; Metazoa; Nematoda; Chromadorea; Rhabditida; Thelaziidae.